Messenger RNA from Abrus precatorius (Indian licorice), 2900 nucleotides. RefSeq lists its product as uncharacterized. The transcript has 2 exons. Gene Ontology annotation, molecular function: rRNA N-glycosylase activity. NCBI's taxonomy places the organism in Eukaryota, Viridiplantae, Streptophyta, Magnoliopsida, Fabales, Fabaceae. Gene Ontology annotation, biological process: negative regulation of translation. The record is from RefSeq and is a predicted model, not a curated record. The coding region runs from base 810 to 2654 and encodes 614 amino acids.
AGCCUGACAUAUGUUCUGUGGUAAUUAUUCACUUAACAAAAAAUUGCAAAAAUAUACAUAGAUAAACGUUAUGUUUGUGCCAAAAAAUGAGUGUUAAAUUCAGACCCCCUCACCCAAGUUUGGGAGCAACCCCUUCUCUCUCACUCUCAUUCUCUCUCCACAGUAUUCCCUUCUUCUUCACCUCUUUCUUUUAGGAUUAGUUUAUUUUUAUUUUUGAUUUUGCUUUGUAACCUCCAUUCAUGGAGGAGUAGUUCUUUUUACCUUGUAGGAUUGACGUUGUUCUUGAGGUUAUCGUUUUAACUUGAUUGCAAUUUUGGUUUCCUUUAAUUCUCUAUUUUUAUUUUUAUUGGUUAUCGUUCUUUAAUUUCAAUUGUUAGAAUUCUAAUAAUUGUUUUUUUUAACGUGCCUAUGGUUAGAUUUCAUUCAUAGGGAGAGAAUUAGAAUUGAUUCCCAAAUUUGGGAAUUAGGUUGAUUGCGAAUGAUAAUUAAAUUGGCUUAGAUUCAUUGUAUUGUGUUUAUAAGUGUUCAAAAGGCAUUAAUUCUAAAUUUCAGUGCGUUAGAACAGAGUAUUGAAGCUAUUUCAGCAUAAUACAAAUUCUUAAUUAUUAUUUAUGGAAAAUUAGAAAUUCCUGAUCUCCUAAACUUCCACAACUGAUCCCAUGAAAUUUGACGUUAUGCUUAUGUUUAAAUACUAAAUAAUUGCUUCAUUUUCAACUUCUGUUUCGCAGGUGGUAGAAGUUGAGUUGUCGUGAGACUACACUAGCCCUUUGUCUUGGGAGAGUCAUCUAGCGAGUUGAAGUUGCAUUACAAUGAGUGCAGGUUCCAGCAAACCAAAGCCAGGUCCCAGCAAACCAAAGCCAGGUUCUAGCAGACCAAGGGAGCCAGAUUUCACUGAGCCAUUUGAAGUUCAACCUAGAAACAACAACCAGUACCACCAAUUUAUCUCUCGAGUGCGCGAGCAAGUAGUCCCAAACCCUGCUGAUCCUACUUCUACUCCUCACUCUACUCAUGGUCUUCCUGCGCUUAUCCCUGAACAAACUAAUCGGAGCGAGAUUCGACUCUUCGAUUUGGUAUUAGGGGCAAAUGAUCGAGAUGGGAAUCAUCACACUGUCAGGCUCCGAUAUAGAAGGGACAACCUGUACCUAAUUGGUUACCAGAUGGAAAAUGGACAAUGGUUAGAGCUAGACUACGAAAAUCAUGAGCACUUAAUUACAGAUGCAGAAUGGUUACCCUUUGAUGGCAGCUACGGGGGAUUGGCAGCAGCUGCUGUUGAAGAGAAGCAAGCUGCUGAUGAAAAGACGCAAGACUCCAUGGGUGUUGAAGACAUCGCCGUUGGCUCUGAAAGCCUAAGAAAUGCCGUAACUCAACUCGCUACAUCUGAAGAAAAUCACAAUAGGGCAAGCAGUUUAAUGGCUAUGAUUGUGAUGACUUCUGAAGCACUUAGGCUGAAUCACGUACGGCAAUUCGCGGAAGAGAAUUACGAGCAAGGAAGAACGAUUCGGCAGGGGAUGAAAGGAGGAGAUUCACGCUUCAAACGACUUGAAGAUGAGAUUAAGGAUUGGAGUCACUUAUCGAAAACAUUGUUUUUCUUGGAUUCAUGCCCCUCUGGUGAUUCAAGCAGCAAGAUUGAAUACAUAAGCGGCGAGAAAAAGUCCACCUACGAAAGUGCACGGAAGAUAAUAAAAGAAUGGGGUGGUAUUCAAAUUAUCAUUGCAUUGUUGGGCAUUGUCAAGUAUUUUUGCUUCAAACCACAGCCACGCAAGCCCAGGGCGGCCGUGGAAGAUGGAGGUGAUGAUGGGCAGUGUAUUGUAAUUGGAUCAGAGCUUCUCGAGGGAGGUGAUGAUGGGCAGUGUAUUGUAAUUGGAUCAGAGCUUCUCGAGGUGUUCUCGAUACGCAUUGACAACAAUUACACACAUGCACGCGAGAUCUAUGGUAUAAUCACAGUUACUGAUGCACUAAGGACCCAGAUAAUUUAUAGCAGCUCAAAAGACAAUCCUGAGUACAUCAAUCCAGGCCCAAAUGAUGUUUUGCUUACUGGACCAUCUGAAGAAGCCAUCUCGGCCCUUGGCGAGGUUACUAUCCAGUUUCUUCUCAAAGAAAAGGGCAGAAACGACGGCAAAGAAGUCAUCCUUUAUCAAGGCUUGUACUGGAGUUCCUUCAAAUUUGGCAAUGUGUAUGACAAACCCACAUCCAAGGCAUUCGACAUAGAUGAGGGUCGCUUGAUCAUCAAUUAUGGCGUGUCUAGACAUGCAGCAGCUGCUAAAGUGAAUAUAUCCAAGUUUAAAGGAGGGGAAAACACAAGUGAAGUUUAUGGGAAGGUUUCGAGUUUAGCUGGUUGGAAUGGUGCUGAUGCCACAAGCAUCUUGUUCCAGAGAGAAAAAGGAGAUCGUGUCACAGUAAACCGUGGAGAACUCAUUCCAUUGUCGAGAUCCAUUGUAGUUGUACCAUUGAGCAGCUCCACUCUCAAAGUCACAGUGCAGGUAAAUCAUCAUAACAUGAUAUUUCCUGAUAUAGAACUUGCUAAUGACACCAUCCAGCUUGAAACAAAGGAAUCAGGCUCAGAUCAGAGGGCCAUCCUAGAAAAGGAUCCCUCGUUCUUCACUCCAGAUGAUUCUGUGCUCUUAAUGGUUGUCGAUUGGGCAACUCCAAUUUAAGUGCGUUAGUAGGUGGUGGUGGCAUCAUGUGGGAAUAUCAUUGAGUGAGUGAUAAGUGUCUAAUAAUAAUGCUAUCUAAUUAGUGUGCAAUUAACAUGUAAUCUUUUUAAAUAAUGUGUCAUAUUAUCAUAUUAAGUGUGUUGUGUGUGAUAAGACUAUCUUGAUGUAAUAUGGAGUAUUUAAGUGUAUAAUAAAUAUUUUCAUCCUACGUGAUAUUUUAUGGAGGAAUAUAAAAUCUUGUUAAUU